This is a messenger RNA of Drosophila albomicans, 2106 nucleotides long. RefSeq names its product transcriptional adapter 2B (gene Ada2b). The coding region runs from base 96 to 1841 and encodes 581 amino acids. Gene Ontology annotation, cellular component: nucleus; SAGA-type complex. Gene Ontology annotation, biological process: regulation of transcription by RNA polymerase II; chromatin remodeling. The record is from RefSeq and is a predicted model, not a curated record. NCBI's taxonomy places the organism in Eukaryota, Metazoa, Arthropoda, Insecta, Diptera, Drosophilidae. Gene Ontology annotation, molecular function: transcription coactivator activity; chromatin binding; zinc ion binding. The transcript is spliced from 4 exons.
UACUGUCGAUGUUUCUGCGUCUCCAAGAUGGCGGCUAUCGCAUAGUGCGUUUCGCAUAUUCAUUUUUUCACGAAAACUCGCUUUAAAAGGUCGCAAUGACGACAAUUGCGGAUCUUUUCACAAAAUAUAAUUGCACUAAUUGCCAAGAUGAUAUUCAAGGCAUACGUGUUCAUUGUGCUGAAUGCGAAAAUUUCGACCUGUGCCUGCAAUGCUUUUCAAUGGGCGCCGAGAUUGGCGCACAUGUAAACAACCAUGCAUAUCAGUUUAUGGACACCGGCACUUCGAUUCUGAGCGUGUUUCGCGGCAAAGGCGCUUGGACAGCUCGUGAGGAGAUUCGAUUGCUCGAUGCCAUUGAACAGUAUGGCUUUGGUAACUGGGAGGACAUUAGCAAACACAUUGAGACCAAAUCUGGUGAGGAUGCCAAGGAGGAGUAUGUAAAUAAGUUUGUAAAUGGCACCAUCGGAAAGGCAACAUGGACACCGGCGCAAUCACAACGUCCACUACUUCUGGAUCGCACCGAGGAUGACACUGGGCCACUGGGCGCCAAUGCAUUGGCCCGCCUACCGCCACUGGAGAUCAGCAAUGAAGAGGCCAUGCAACUCGGAUAUAUGCCCAAUCGUGAUAGUUUUGAGCGUGAAUACGAUCCCACGGCGGAGCAGCUGAUCUCCACAAUAACGCAUAGUUCGGAGGAUGUGGAAAUCGAUGUGAUGCUCAAGUUGGCCCAUGUCGACAUCUACACACGCCGACUGCGGGAACGCGCUCGUCGCAAGAGAAUGGUGCGUGACUAUCAACUGGUGUCGAAUUUCUUUCGCAAUCGCAACUAUGCUCUGCAUCCGGGAUUAAGCAAGGAGCAGAAGGAGUUCCGGGACCGUUUUCGCGUCUUUGCACAGUUCUAUUCGAGCAAUGAGUACGAGCGUUUGCUCGGCUCACUAGAGCGCGAGAAGGAGCUACGUAUUCGACAGUCGGAGCUGUAUCGUUAUCGCUACAAUGGCAUCACCAAGAUCGAUGACUGCAGGCAUUUUGAGCAGCAUGCGGCGAUGGCAACGCAUCGUUCUACAGGACCCUAUGGCCAUGGCAAGACUGACAACACACAGCUUUACAAUGGAAGUCUUCGGCCGCUAAGCUCUUCCUUGCACUCCCCGCAAGCGAAUCCCAGAAAAGCCGAACCGUUAAGCGGCGCCGAGGCAAGUUCAAGUUCAAUCGCACCAAGAAGCAUGCACCACAUCGGCGACCCGACUUGCUCCGGCGCAUUAUUGCCCAGCAGAAACUACUUGGAUAGCUAUCGGACAUCGUCGGCAGCUACGACAACGAUGCUGCCGACGACCAUGUCGAACAUGGGGAUGGGAAUCGGGAUGGGCAUGGGAAUGACGAUGGACUCGGCAAUAACAGCGACUGCAGCGACUUCCACGGCUACGAUGACGGCAGCACAGGCGAACCUGCCGCAGUCCACUGCAGCAGCAGCGGCAGCAGCAGCAGCGAAGAGCAACAACAACCAACAACUUCAGCAGCAGCUGCUGCAAGGCGGCGUAAAGCAACAGCAGCAACAACAGUUCCAGCAAAGCGAACACGCCGCCGGCAGCUCUAAUUCGCCAGAGGAACAGCCCGUUAGCAUGAGUUACGUGCUGCGUACACAGCUCGAAGAGCUAAAGCGUCUCCCGCAGCCCCUUGGCAGCAAUCUGCUGACUAACAAUGAGCUAGAUGUGUGCAAGAAGCACAAUAUAACGCCCACAACAUAUUUGUCGUUAAAAACCGUCUGUCUAAGCGGUGCUCCAUCGUUGGGCAGUCCAAUGGAGACGUCGUUGCGCAAAUUCUUCAUCAAAUGCGGCUGGCUGAGCCACUAAGCCAUUGAGUUGAAAUCGCUGUAGUUCUGUUGUCAAAAGUAAUUGCCGUUAUCCCAAAACAGACAGAACGAUAAUGAUAUCCUGCUUCAAAGACUUAUAUACAAUUUGAUUUAAUUUUAUUAUGUAGUAUAUAGUUAAAACUUAUCGCUAAUAGGUCGCCCAUAAACAAAUUCUAUUUUAUUCUGUGUACAGAUGUCGCGUACAUAACACAAUUUCUAUGUAUUUCAAUUUAACUUGUAUCAAGUCAAAGUGACAAUUCUUCUCG